Molecule: messenger RNA, 632 nt
Organism: Lasiosphaeria miniovina
Lineage: Eukaryota; Fungi; Ascomycota; Sordariomycetes; Sordariales; Lasiosphaeriaceae
Exons: 4
Coding region: 195-632 (145 amino acids)
Source: RefSeq, a predicted model, not a curated record
UGCAACCACAAUCGCAGCCGUAAUCGCAAUCGCAACCCAUCGGGCUUCACCUCCCACCACUGCAGUUCCUUGCGCUGCUGGACUGUAACUGUAAAUUGUCCAGAAAUAACCUAGAAUCGAUAUAUUCUGCGCUAGCCCGGCAACCAUUGGCUCUGCGCGUGCGGAAACAAUGCCAGGGCAAAUCUAGCGGGAGAAUGCGAGGGUUGCACCGGGCGAGUCAAUCCCAAAUUCCAAUGAUUGUGCGUCCCGUCCGGCCCAGAUGUCCGCGAGCCCAAGAACGACGCAAGAGGGGCACGUUGGGGUGCUUGCUGGUGGUGGUGGUGAUGGUGGUGGCCGGCCCUGGCCCCGGUCUGGCCCGCAGGGCAGAGGGGGCGGUCGGCAAAGGGCAUUGGUUGCUUUUGCUGCUGGAGAGCGGCGAGGAGCAGGACCAAGACCCGAAGCGAGAACCGGCCGCGGUUCCAGAAGUUGUUCCCCCGCCGGCGUCCGUCCGUCAAGCUGGCUGGCAGCCCAAUAAGCAGGACACGCUGGCAUUGGUAGGCAGGCAGACUGGCGGUCGUUUUAGUCUGUAUUAUGGACGUGCGCACGGGUUGCCGGCAGAGAAGCUGCCCCUUUUCAAUCGUGCCCAGAUAUGA